Molecule: messenger RNA, 2913 nt
Organism: Limanda limanda (common dab)
Lineage: Eukaryota; Metazoa; Chordata; Actinopteri; Pleuronectiformes; Pleuronectidae
Gene: stac
Product: SH3 and cysteine rich domain
Exons: 12
Coding region: 375-1718 (447 amino acids)
Biological process (GO): positive regulation of protein localization to plasma membrane; positive regulation of voltage-gated calcium channel activity; skeletal muscle contraction
Cellular component (GO): extrinsic component of cytoplasmic side of plasma membrane
Molecular function (GO): transmembrane transporter binding
Source: RefSeq, a predicted model, not a curated record
CGCACGGAGCGCAGAGUGGAUUUGGAGAUGUCCUGGCAGGAUUACGCACGACGGCACGAUCCACGCAGAAGCUUCUUGUAGCCGGACGGGUCAAUCUGAAGCUGGAGCGGACUCAGGUCUAACUUCUGACCGAGGGAAACGCUUCUUUCUUUCUCACGUUCCCCCCCGGGAGAGUCGGAUCUACCCUCCUCUCACAGCAGCACCAGCGGGUCUGCAUGUGUCCGGUCCUCCUCCUCUCGCUCUCGGGUCACGGUGACUACAGGGGAAUGGAAACGAUGUAAACAGCUGGUGGAACAAAACAAACUCUGCAGCACAACAGUUUGUUUUUGUUAGAGAUCGCAGAGAGAAAGAGAAAGGGAGAGAGGGAGAGAGAGAUGAUCCCGCCAGCAGACAUGGCUCAGGAUGAAAGUGGGGACAAAGAGGACGAACAGGAGCAGAAUGAGACGCAGAAAUCCCCCAAGAAUGCGAACCCCAGCCAGCAGGAAACCAAGAAUACUGUGAGGCCUGAACACCAGAAGCGCAAGCUGCAGAGACUCAAGCGAUCGCUGUCCUUCAAGACCAAGAGCAUCCGCAGCAAGAGCGCCGACAACUUCUUCCGCACCAGCAAUGACAACAAGACCGAGCUGCUCUCCGAUGUGAGCAGCAGCACGGGCCACCUGUGCAACAUCGGGAUGGCCCCACCGCACGCCACAAACCACCACAUCCCGCCGGUGCCUCCGGCCAUCCCCAGCGCUCCUCCUCCUACGUCACGCUCCCAGUUGCGCAACCCGCUGCAGGUGGACUCUGCAGGACACUGCUUCAUGGAGCACAUCUUCAAGAAGCCGACGUUCUGUGAUGUGUGCAACCACAUGAUCGUAGGUACAACCGCCAAACAUGUGGUGUUUCUGGCGGGAAACACGGCAAAGCACGGCCUGCGCUGCAAAGCAUGCAAGAUGAGUCUCCACCACAAAUGUGAGAACGGAGUGGGACAGCAGCGCUGCAUGGGAAAACUGCCAAAAGGCUUUCGGCGGUACUACAGCUCCCCAUUACUGAUCCAAGAGCAGUAUGGCUGUAUCAAAGAAGUCAUGCCCAUCGCCUGUGGGAAUAAGGUGGACCCCGUGUACGAGGCCUUGAGGUUCGGAACGUCUCUGGCACAGAAAGCUAAAAGGCCCAGCGGCUCCGAGUCUCCUCAUAGAAACUCGAACAGUGACUUGGAUCAGGUUCCAGAGGAGGUGGUGGCUCACAGCAGUCGACAGGAGCUGUCGAGGAAACACAGUGACGACGUUUUCACAGUCAUUGAGAACGGCACGGAGCAUUACCACCAGCCAGAGAGAAAACCUGAGGAUUUCCAGUUGGAGCAGAGCGAGCUACAGAAAGACAUCCUCAAACUCAACACCUAUGUGGCCUUGUUCAGUUUCACUCCCCAAGAGAGCCAUGACCUGGAGAUGAGAGCGGGAGACAAGAUCUUAUUGGCCGACGACUCUAAUGAUGACUGGUGGAAGGGGGUAAUUGAGGAUAGGAUCGGUUUCUUCCCAGCAGCCUUCGCUCAUCAGGUGCGGGCCGAGGACCAAGUGUUCAGGUGCAACAGGACAUUCAUUGGCUGCAAGGAACAAGGACAGAUCACCCUGAAGGAAGGACAGAUCUGUGUGAGCAGUGAGGGCGAGCACAGCGGCUUCCUCCGAGUGGAGAGUGGAAAGAAGAGAGGCUUCGUGCCCUGUGACGUCCUGGAAAUCAUCUGAGAGACACACUCAGAGAAAUGAAGAGAGAGAGAGGGAAAGAGAGAGAGAGAGAGAGAAAGAAAGAAAUGGAAGGAACUUAGGAUCAGCCGCCUAGAUGGAGGUCAGAGGAGGAGGAAAGUGAAAGGAAACAAAUGGAGACAAGACACCAGUGAUGGGGUUCCACAGAAGAAGUAAUGUUGGUUUUGUCACUGACGACUCCAGGUCAGAGUCUCUGCACCUCCCCCACUCGCUCUCAGCACAAACAGACAGAUGCUGAGAUGAUGUUUUCGAGACCCGGAGGUCACUGGAUCCCCAGAAUUUAUUUUAUUAGAGCCAAUGAGUGUUUUUCCCCCUUAGAUUUAUUCUGUUUAUUUUCUGAAAGUGAGUUAUUUAUGCCUGAAAAAAAGGAAACAAACACCACAUUUAUUAUGAACAAGGUUUGGGGACAUAUAUCGGCAUAUACUGGGCUCUGAAGAAGCCCUUUCAAAACUUGAUCUACACCUAAGUGAGGAUAAAUAAGAAAAUAAGACCUGACUUUCUUUAAAGCCUCGACCCCAAAACAUCUGUUUGGAAGAACUUCCUGUAUAACCUCCAGCGUACAGUUACAGUCCUAAAAAAAGGGUUUUCCACUUGUUUCUGGUGAGAAACUGCAACAAAGACAUGUGGAGGAGUAUUUCCAGAGGACUUUGACACAAUCAAAAAAAGACUUCAGUAAUUCUCUCUGGUCUUCGAACAACAUCACCCUAACACAGAGAAUAUCUCCCUCACUGCAAGCCAGGGUUUUAGCAAAUUUGACAUUUGACAUUUUCUCCGAGCUGCAGAAUCUACUAGAUUUAUAUUUUUCUGGUUGUCUUCAUUGAUAAUUGAUUGAUUUAAUCUCUCUUUUUGAUUGUUUCCAUCAUAUAUUACAAGGUUAGUUAAAAUGAGAGGAUGAGAGAAGGCACAGCUCUGGUUGAGGGACUCUGGUUUUUGAUAUUAAUUUGACGAUCAAAGCUCAUGUGAUCCGAUGGGGAUGACUUGUGAACGCACAAUGGCGUUCACAAAAGGAGACAUUUCCAGUCAGUGUGUUAACUUUAAAUGCGAUCACUCUCUUGUCGUGUGCCUUUCUGGCAGGGUGUUGCAUCUUAGUAGAUAUAGUAUAUCUCUUAAAGGCUGUUCUGCACUGAAACUUGGCUUUAGUGAAUGUCCAAGAAUACUAUAUUGUACAUAAUGUAUG